Molecule: messenger RNA, 4219 nt
Organism: Hemibagrus wyckioides
Lineage: Eukaryota; Metazoa; Chordata; Actinopteri; Siluriformes; Bagridae
Gene: taok3b
Product: TAO kinase 3b
Exons: 8
Coding region: 1234-2550 (438 amino acids)
Biological process (GO): execution phase of apoptosis
Source: RefSeq, a predicted model, not a curated record
CAAGAUUUUGUUUCACUUUAAUUCACUUCACCAUUUAAUUAGAUGAAAAUACCAGAAGCAACUAAGGUGAGUAGGUAAGUAUGAACAAACUUUAUUUUGAACGACAAAUAACCUACAAGGAAACAGCACACAAAACUGAAAAAUAAUAACUCAUUUCAAACUGAAUCUCAACUGUAGGUUUCCUACUCAGAAAUCAAAAGUAAUGAUCACACCAGUUCCAAAAUACACUGUCAAAGUUACAUUUGUAAAUAUAACCAGAGCAUCAUAAAUUGUUACUUCAGAAUCAGGGAUAGGUUUUCUGUUGAGCUUUUUUUCAGAACACAAGCUACACAAUUGAAACAAUUAGCAUUGCAUGGCUUCCACCACAGUACUGCCAGUAAGGACAAGGCAAAACUACUCAAUCAAGUAUUGACCAGCUAUAUUACUUUUCAAGGCUGGCAAAUUUAAUUGGCAAGUUUAAUUGGUGGAUAAUGUACAUUCAUUAAAGGUGCUAAAGGUAGUAUAUAUGCAGUUGUUAAAAAGCUGGACUCUAACAUUAUAUGACAUCCCUGAGGUAGACAGGGUUAAAAGGCCACACUCAAGGCCCCAACAGUGGCAGCUUAACAGGCAUCAUAAUCUUAUGAUCAGCAAACCAGAGCCUUAACCAUUGAGCCUUAACCACUGCCUCAUCACUGAACAUUAAUUAUGUUCAUCAGAUAUGUAUGGAUUAACACACACAUAAUACAAUUGUGGUAACUACAGUCAAAAGUCAAGUCAAAGUCAAAGAAGCUUUAUUGUCACUUCAUCCAUAUAUAGCUGAUGCAGUACACAGUGAAAUGAAACAACGUUCCUCCUAGACCAAAGGCGCUACACAUAACAAAGACAAAGUACAGUGAUGCAGACAAACAUAGAGCUAAACAUAGAGAUAAAACUAAACUAUACUUAAGGUGCAAUCUUUAAACUAGACAUACAACAGAAGUGCACAAGAUAACAAUAUCACAAUAUAAGCACAAUAUAAACAUCAUUCAUGUUGCAGUUGAGUGAGAAAUGCUGUCUAGGACAUGCUUUUAUAUAAAAUUAAUCUUUGUAUUCUGACAGGUCAAAUUCAAGAAUUCAAUAACACUGUGGUAAGAAUACUUGCAAAGAUCUUUCUUGUAAGCUGGAGAAAGGCCUCUAAUUGUACACUUCACCAUACAUACAGAGGUCAGCAAGGAGAUCCAGGAGCAUGAGCAGGACUUUGUGUGGCGGGAGCAGAUGUCAGGGUACAAACGUAUGCGGCGGCAGCACCAGAAGCAGCUGAUCGCGCUGGAGAACAAGCUGAAGGCCGAGAUGGAUGAGCACAAGCUCAGACUGCAGAAGGAAGUAGAGACCCAGGCCAACAACACUUACAUUGAACUGGAGAGACUAGCAAAAAAGCAGGCUGCCCAGUUUGACAAAGAGAUGAGAGCAUUAGCCACAGAGGAGAAGAGAAUCCAGCAACAAAUUUUGGUCCAACAGAAGAAGGAGCUGACCACCUUCUUGGACACACAGAAAAAGCAGUACAGACUGUGCAGGGACAGGAUGAAGGAAGAGAUGAAUGAGGACCUUAGCACACCAAAGGAGGAGAAGCAAGAGAGGCUGUCACGCCACAAGGAGACAAUGCAGCGCUCACAGGCUGAGGAGGAGGCACAGCUGCUCAACCAGCAGAGGCUCAUCUAUGAAAGAAGCUGCCGUGCUCUGAAGAGACGAAGCCUCAUAAAAAAACAUGAGUUUGAACAGGAACAGAUACGGGAGGAGCUGAACAAGAAGAAACUGCAGAAGGAGAUGGAGCAUGCGUUAAUGAUCCGGCAAGAUGAGUCCACACAGGAUCUAGAGCGAAGGCAGUUGGAGUGUCUGCAUAGGCUUCGCAUGGAGCUGGUUCGAUUGCAGCAUCACACUGAACUGGAAAACCAGGAGGAGUAUAACACCCGACGCCAGAGAGAGCUACACAGGAAACAUGCACUGGAGCGCCGGCAGCAGCCCAGGAACCUCAAGGCAUUGGAGAUGCAGAUCAAAAAGCAAUUCCAGGACACUUGUAAGGUUCAGAAUAAGCAGUACAAAGCUCUGAGGAACCAUCAGCUAGAGGUCUCCCCUAAGAGUGAACACAAAACCCUGCUGAAGACUCUGAAGGAAGAGCAGACACGCAAGCUUGCUGUGCUGGCUGAACAGUAUGAGCAGAGCAUUAAUGAUAUGAUGGCCUCUCAAGCGCUACGUCUGGAAGCCGAGCAGGAGGCCGAGUGCCAGGCUUUGAAGCGCCAGUUGCAGCAGGAGAUGGAGCUGUUGGAUGCCUACCAAAGCAAGACGAAGGCACAGGCUGAGGCCCAGCAUGAGCAUGACAUGCAGAAGUUGGAGCAGAAAGCAUCCUUGCGCAGGGCUCACCUGGAACAGAAAAUUGAAGAGGAACUGGCUGCACUUCAGAAAGAGCGGACUGAAAAAGUCAAAAAUUUAUUUGAGCGUCAAGAGCGAGAGCUGGAGACCUUUGAUGUGGAGAGUUCACGAUUGGGUUUUGGAAGCUUGGCCUCUUUUGACUUUCCCAAGGAAGAUGACAGAUGAUCAAACCCAGGCUGGUUGGACCAUUUGAUACAGAUGUUUCUGGAUUUGUUGUGCCUGUACUGUUCCUAUCUAUUGGAUUUACCAAGAUCACUUUUACAGUGACCAUGCUGGAUCUGUCUUUUAAAAUUUUAUUAUUGGCUGGGAAACUAUUGAAAUUGGAACAUAAUCUGCAGCCAACUGAAAUGACUUAAUGGAGCUCAGAAAGCAAAAGAGCUAAAUCUAGAAGAACAGACCUGUUCUCCAUGCCGUCGACCCACUUUUGGUAUUAAAAUCAGUAAUUCAGGAUAUUUUAGUACAAGUAAGCACUUUGAUAUGUUUAAGUAUGAACCCAACAUGUAAAGUGAACAAAUUGUGUGAAAAUGCCUUUGGUAUUAUCAAAGGACAUUGCGACUGUAGAAUGUGUCCUUCAUCUUCACCGUGGCUAUUAGCUGUUUUUGUCUUUGUUUAUCACAACGAAUGUGAAUACUGUUGGCAAAAGCUGUAAGCAAAGGCAGGUUUUGAAACAGUGUCAAAAUUUAAAAUAUAGUGACUAUAUUCAGAUCAUUCAAUUACUUUCAUAUUGUGGUAGAACACCUUUUUUUUUUAAAAAAAAAAAAAAAAGGGAAAACGCUAGGCACUAUAAUUUAAAUAUUGUUCAGUAUCCUAAAUUAAUUGGCAUAAUUUUUUUUAUUACUACAACAAAUCAAUGCAGUCAGAUUCCUUCCUGGUAUUAUUGCAUGCACUUUAAAAGACAAAUUCAGGUUGUGAAGUGGAGCAUGGAUCUGUCAGAUUUUGCUGUCUGUAAAUAAAAGUGGUCCAUAGCAGUUUUGUUUCAUGGCUAUUGAUACUGAACAUAAGCUUUAUCUUUAAUAUGAAAGAUUGCCAAAUUGCCAGAUGCCUUUAAGUUAAGUAUGUUAUGAAUGUUUUAGUUUUCUUUCUUUUGCCCAGGUGACAUCAUAGUUUGUUGAAUUGUGACUCAUACAGUGUGCCGUUAUCAAUGCUCUUGUACAGGAAAAAUGGUGCAAUUUGUGUUGUAAAAAUUUUCUAUAAAUAUUUGUAUAUUAUAAUCUAAAUAGGGGUUUACAUGUGUAUUGGUCAGUCUUUGCCAAAAUAACUAUGGGAAUCUUAUUCAGUGGUGACAAUGGAAGGCAAACUAUUUUUGUAAGCAAAACAGGGAGAAUUACCAGUUUCACUUGUAAUGUGACAACAAAAUCAGUUAUGGUUCUUUUUGGCAAGAUUAAUGUCUAGUUGUUGAUGAGAAACAUUAAAAAAAUGUUAAUCAGCUUUUUAAGAAGUAAGAAGCAAGUCUUACCAAUUCUUAACAAGUUGAUUAAGAAGUUGAGUAAUUCUUACUAGGUAAUUCUUAAGAAGUGGUCAUUUGAAAGCAAAUACUUUAGAAAGCAUUGUGUGGGGCCAGGGCAAUUAAUAUCUUUUUCAGCCCUAAAGAUUCAUAUCUUUUAAAAUAAAAAAAAAACAAACAAACAAAAAAAAAAACCAACCACUUGUGUCACACUAUGCAUACCUAGCACAUAACAUUGUGGAACUCAAGCUAAGGGAUGCCAUUCAGUUUCGUAUUUUGUGACUGUCAUUACAGGCCUGUUUUCAAACAAAGCCAUUGUUGAAACUGCCAUUGCACAAGUGAAAUGAUGUUUUAAUGAAUAAACUGAAUGAAGUUUUUGUUGGCUAUUGA